CUUUGAUUCAAUAAAGUCGUCGGACAGGCUCAGAGAAGAACGCAACCCAAAGUAAAAUGGCGUUGAACCUCGAGAAGCAACUCCUUUUUUAUGGUGCCUAUCACAAUAACCCGGUGAAUGUGGUCAUUCACAUCACCUGUGUACCGAUACUCUUGUUCACAGGUAUAGCUUUGGCUUCGAAUUCGCCGGCUCUGUUCAACCUUCCUGAAGCUCUAAGCUUUGAAUACCUCCCAGCCAACCUCGGCACGAUCGCAGCCUUUAUAUAUGCCACUUUUUACAUACUCCUAGAACCUGUGGCCGGGGGACUGAUCGCUCCGCUCCUGAUCGCUGGCGCAGCUUACGCCAACUAUCUGCUGAGCACCUACGGCACAACUGUCAAUUACUGGGCCGCUGGAAUUCACGUUGUUUCGUGGUUGCUGCAGUUCGUCGGCCACGGCGUCUUCGAAGGAAGAGCUCCAGCACUACUUGACAACCUUGUCCAAGCCUUGCUUCUUGCUCCUCUCUUCGUCUGGUUGGAGAUUCUGUUCUUCCUCGGAUAUCGUCCUGAGCUGAGAGCCAGAUAUGAGGAGAGCGUGAAGAAGGAAAUUGCUGCCUUCCGGAACAAGAAGGGUGGCGCCGCGAAAUAGUCUCCUGGUAUAGCUCGCUUUUGACCUGACUGGUGUGCAUGGCUUGACUGUAUCAGCGUGGACAUGGUAAGUGGCUUAUGGCCGUAGCUGUGAUUGUCUUAUCCUUCUUUGUAUCAGAGCUCGGGUACGUCACAAUGGUAAGACUAUUCGGAAUCAUUUGCGACUGCAUAUUAGACUCAACCCGACUCUAUGUACAGCUCAUGAUGUAUCCGUUAUGGUAGCGGAUGAUACAUGUGUUUACCCGAUGUAAACAGUUUGACCUUCUGCAUUGGGCGGCAUGGAGAGUAUCAUACAAGAGUACUCUCUUGAAAAGCACAACAAGCUUUUUGUUGUAGUUACUUCGUAGAUUCGAUGUUACCGUUGGUAGUGUCCUUGAGUUUGGUUGCUGUGACGAAAAGACGUGGAUGACUAAGCCCCUAAUAUCCGCAGAUCCGAGAAAACGAAAAAUGGAAUUGCCAGCUGUCC
Molecule: messenger RNA, 1091 nt
Organism: Aspergillus novofumigatus IBT 16806
Lineage: Eukaryota; Fungi; Ascomycota; Eurotiomycetes; Eurotiales; Aspergillaceae
Product: 2-hydroxy-palmitic acid dioxygenase MPO1
Exons: 4
Coding region: 57-626 (189 amino acids)
Biological process (GO): sphingoid catabolic process
Cellular component (GO): endoplasmic reticulum
Source: RefSeq, a predicted model, not a curated record